This is a messenger RNA of Penicillium mononematosum, 576 nucleotides long. Its product is annotated as trafficking protein particle complex subunit 4. The transcript is spliced from 2 exons. Bases 1 to 576 code for a protein of 191 amino acids. Gene Ontology annotation, cellular component: TRAPP complex. Gene Ontology annotation, biological process: endoplasmic reticulum to Golgi vesicle-mediated transport. NCBI's taxonomy places the organism in Eukaryota, Fungi, Ascomycota, Eurotiomycetes, Eurotiales, Aspergillaceae. The record is from RefSeq and is a predicted model, not a curated record.
AUGCCUGACAAUACCAGGGGCGUCUUCUCCCUGAUUAUUAUCAACAAGGCCGGUGGACUUAUCUACCAGCGAGAGUUCCAGUCUGGCCUGCGCAACCUCUCGACAAAUGACUACCUCGUCCUAGCUGGCACCUUUCACGGUGUCCACGCAAUCACCCGCUCGAUCACACCGAAAAUCCCCAUCUCCCAACCUGCUCCCUCCCCCGCAACCUCUUCAACGGGAAUCACCGCCCCUGCUGCGUCCGGUUACUCCUACCCAAACCCCGGUGUACCAGUUUCCGGCCUGGAUUACCUCGAGACCGACAAGUUUCGAAUGACUUGUUUUCAGACUCUCACCGGGACGAAGUUCUUGUUGUUCACGGAUCCCUUGACUGGCAGCGUGGACACAAUUAUACAGAAGAUCUACGAGCUCUAUGCGGACUAUGUGAUGAAGAAUCCAUUCUAUCAGAUUGAGAUGCCGGUGCGAUGCGAGGCAUUCGAUCGGCAUCUGGGGGCGUGGCUGAGGGGGGAGGACAUAACCCAAACGGACGAUGGGACCACGCAAAAAGGGGGUAGACAUCAUGACUUUACGAACUAG